GUUGCUGCUUUCCUCCACAAACAAUUAGCACGAAAGUUAUACAAUAUAAUAUCGUUUUCUCAUGAAGGGUCAUACGUCGAGUUAAAGAGAAUUCUGGUACAGGUAGCAGCGUGUGGACUAGACGACGCGAAGGAGCCCGGAGUUGGACUAGGCCUUUGUUCCUAGGCUUUAAACAUGGCAGCUAAAAAUGUAACAUCCUAGGCUUCUGGAAGGGCUGCUGUGCCCCGCAAGGCGCUCUUUGUCAUUCGCUUUUGGAGGAAUGCCCUAGGACAACGUGGACGAGCCCCAGGCGCGAUGUCCGUCACAACUCAUGUUACUGACGAUGAUACAGGACUUGGAGGAGGGCAAAGGGCGGUGCUACCGCUGGGGCUGUCACCUGACGACGUCAACUGCCCAAUUUGUGUGGAGACCAUAUCCGACCCCUUUGUCACGUCAUGCGGACAUACGUUUUGCUACCAGUGCAUACUUACGCAUCUGAAGCACAAAAACAGCUGCCCAUCAUGCGGCAAUUAUUUGACAGCCGACAACAUCUACCCAAACUUCUUGCUGAACAAAAUCCUCCGCAAAGCCGCGGCUGUGCCCGCUGCCAACAACAGCUCGCUGGUGGACCAGGUGCAGCGGCUGCUAGCAGACAACAUGGUAGCCGCGGACACCGCCGCGCCGCAUCCCGCCAACUUCACCCAAAGCCCAGAGGCGCACCUCGCCUCGUCCCCAACCGCAGCAGCCACGGUGGCGAUGCCGCUGGGAGGAGCUGCCUGCGGCGGGAGUGGCGGCAGCGGCCCUUGCAGCGGCGGUGCCGCAGGCGGCGGCAAGUGCUGCGGUCGCGGCGGUGGCGGCGGCGGUAGGGGUGCCUGCUGCGGCGGCCGUGGCGGUGGUGGCGGCUGCUGUGGCGGGCGGAAGCGCUUGCGGCUGCGGUUGCGCGACAUAGAUGCCGUACUGGAGGCGUUAUACGACGCUCGGGAGGAGCUGGAGAGGCGCGAGUCGUCCGAUGUGUUGCACUUGCUGCUGUGCUUCCUGCAGCAUGCUAGGGAGCACAAGGCCCGGCAGGUGGCGGAGCUGCACCAGCAGCUGGCCUGCCUGGACCUCGACAUCCUCACCGUCACCUCGUCAGCAGCAGAAGUGGGGGCAGCGGGGGCUGCAGCAGGAGCGGCAGCACUAGCGCUCGCCUUACCCGCCGCGACCUUACCCGCCUUACCCGCAGCCAGUGAAGGCGGCCAUGCAGCCGCUGCUGCGGAGGGCGGGUGCGGUGAUGCAGCUGCUUCUCCACCCGCCACCGCAGCAGCAACUCCAUCCCAUUACCACCUAGCGCAGCCGCCGCUACAGCAGCAGCACCACCCUCUACCACCCCAGGCGGAACCAAAGCAGCAGCUCCAACCAGAGGACGAGCUGCAGGGCCCACAGACGGGCCCACAGGACCGCCCUCCCGCCCCAGACCAGGAGGACCCCCGGGCUCAGGGUCAGGCCCAAGCACAGAGCCGCGCCGUGCCGCACCACCACCCCGCCACCUGGCUGCGCCGAGCCCACCCCCACCUGCGUCCUGAAACGCAACCACCAUUACAACAACAACAACCACCACCACAACAACAACCCGGUGAGCGCUCCAGGUGCCGACCAGAGCGGGCUGGCGCAGGCGGCGGCGGUGGUGGUGGUGGUGACGGAGAAGCGCGCGGCAGCGGCGGCGGUGGCGGCGGCGGGUGCUGCGGCGGCCGUGGCGGCUGCGGAGGAGGAGGUGGUGGUGGUGGUGGUGGUGGUGGCUGCUGCAGAGGCGUCGGCGCCUCGGGGUCGUGUUCGGGAGGUUGCCGGGGUAGCCUGGAAUUGGAGUUAGCACUGGACCUAGGCAGCCAUGACAGGUCUGCAACAGGCCGUUCUGGGGACGGCCUGCUGCUGGGGUUUGCGGGCGGCGGCAAGGAAGAAGAAAAGGAGGACGGCGGUGCGGGUACGGGGACGGGGCGGAGUGCUCCCAACCUGACAACGGCAGCAGCGGCAGCAGCAGUCGGGCCCCAGACCGCUGCUGCUGCUGCUGCCCCCCCGCGGCCGCUCCGCCGACCUCCCCUCCGUCACGGCAGCUGGCAGCUGCACACCCUCACCCCCGAGGGCGGCAUCAGUAGCAUCACCCUAGACACCAGCGUCCUCACGGAGCCCGAACAGCGCGCAGCGGCGUUUGCGGCCGCCGUGCAACACGCUCUGGCGGCGGCGCGUGCCGGUGUUGGCGGGUUGGGCAUGAGCGGCAGCGGCAGUGCAGGCAGCGGCGGUGGGGGAGGAGGUGGGGGUCGUCCUCGGGUGGCGGUGUGUGAGGAGGAGGAGCGGCCGCUAGGUAACUCCUCAGCGGCUGCUGCUGCUUGCGGUAGCGGUAGCGGUAGCGACGUUCUGGGUGGGACAGGCGGCGGCAGGGGCUUCAUGCCGCGGUGUGGCAGCGCGGAUAACUUUCAGCUCCUUUCGACAGGAGCUGCAGGUCAGGCGGAGGCCGCCGCUGCCGCUGCCCCCGCGCCUGCCCCCGCCUUCACCGCCGGUUCCCUGCCGUCAGCCGCAUCGUGCGGAAGCAGCGGCAGCGGCGAGGAGGGCGGCAGCGCGCUGAGCGGUGCCGCAGCGGGCUGCUGCUGCGGCUCUGAACAGCCGCGGGGCUUGGGAGCGGCAGCAGCAGCGGUGGUAGCAGGAGCAGGUGGAGGGGCAGGCGGGAGGGGCGGCACGGCGGGGGAGGACAACAUGGUGGUGGACGAGGGCAGCGUGGGUGCAGGUGGCAGUGCUGGCAGCAGGGCGAGGUGUCCGGGUAGAGAAGAGGAGCAGGAGGAGGAGGAGGACGAGAUGAAUGUCCGAGAGCGGCGCCGCGGCAGGGGCUUUCCCCGCUGUCGAGGGGGCCGUCGCAGUGAGGGAGAAGACCGCGAAGGUGCCUCCUACCGGCAGCAGCACCACCACCAGCAGCAGCUCCAGGGGCGGCCUUCGCUGCCGCAUGCGCCACCGCAACGGGCGGAUGGGGGCCAGGGCGGCGGGGGUGGGGGCGAGGGCCGCCCCGGCGAACGCGACGAUGACGACCCCGCGGCCAUUCAGGCGGCCAAGCGGCGGCGCAUGCUGUCGCAGUUUGAGGCGCUGGAGCGGUGCUACCUGCAGAUGCGAGCAAAGAGGGUAUCGCUGACAGGGUCCGCGCUUCCGCCGCCCGGCCUCGACCCCUCCGCCCUCGUUGCCUCCUCCGCGGCUGCGGCGCCGCCGCCGGCGUCGCUGAACCCCUGUCUGGGCCCCGCCGCCGCCGCCGCUGGCUCCUUGCCGUACGGCAACACAGCCGGGCGGCCCCUUGACGGCGGUGGCCCCGGGGCUCCAGAGCUCCCCCCUGACGCCGCCGCCGCUGCUGCUGCCGCUACCGCUAUUGGCGCUGAGGGGCGACUCUCCUGGCCUGCUGGCGGCGGCGGCGGCGGUGUUGCCGCUCCUUUUGGUAGCGGCAGCAGCGGUGCGCCGAUCGCAGCAGCAGCUGCCGGCGGCUGCUGUGGUAACGGCGGCGGCGGCGGUGAUGCGGAGCUGUCUUCCUUUGGUGCCGUACUCGCCGCCGCCACGCGCUACAGCCGACUGGAGAUGCUGGCGGAGAUACCCAGGUAUGGUUCCGGGGGCGGUGGGGAAGCAGCCGGCGGCGGUGGUGGCGGCGGCGGCUUUGGUGCAGGGCAGGCGGCGGCGGCGGCGGCGGCAGCGCCCGCCACGUCUAGAGGCAGCGGCGGUGGAGGCGGUGGACUUCAGAUCUUGUCAAGCAUUGAGUUCGACCUUUCAGACGACUUGUUCGCUACGGCGGGUGUCGUACCGCGAAUCCUGGUGUACGACUACCAGUCUCUGCUGUCCCGGCCUCCCGCCCCCUGCCGCCCCGCCCGCCCGGUUCGCGAGCUGUCCGCCCGCUGCAAGCUGUCCUGCCUGAGCUACUCGGCGGGGGUGCGGCAGCAGCUGCUGGCUGCGGACUACAUGGGCGGUGUGGGGCUGUGGGACACGGAGGCUGGCGUGCUGGUUCAGGACUACGAGGCUCACGAGCGACGGGUGUGGGGUGUGGACUUCUCGCCCGCCUGCCACCACACCUUUGCCAGUGGCAGCGACGACGGACUUGUAAAGAUCUGGAGCACCCGCCAGCCCGGCAGCUGCCUGGCGCUGGAGCUGCGCGGCAACGUGUGCGGGGUGGAGUGGCACCCCACCUGCCCCCACCUGCUGGCGGUGGGCUCCGCGCUGCACUGCGCGGCGGUGUACGACAUACGGCGACCCGGGGCGCCGCUGCACACGCUGCUGGGCCACCGCAAGGCCGUCUCCUACGUGCGCUGGUGCCCCGGCGGCAGCGAGCUGGUGACCGCAUCCACCGACAGCACCCUCAAGCUCUGGUCCCUCUCACCGCCCCCCGCCUCCUCCUCCUGCCCCUCCUCUUGCUCCCCCUCCGCCGCCGCCACUGUCGCCCACGAGGCCCUCCGCGGCGCCCGCCUGCUGCGCACCUUCAGCGGCCACCUCAACGAACGCAACUUUGUGGGGCUGUGCGUCUCCUCACCGCCAUCCUCCUCCGCCUCCUCCUCCUCCGCCGCCGCCGCCUGCUUGCCUCCGUCACCAGAUCAACACCGCGACGAUGCGGAUGACAUGCGACCAGCCUCCCCCCGCUGGGCCAGCAACGGCAGCCGUGGUGGUGGUGGUGGUGCUGCUGCUGCUGCCGCCCCUCCCCCCUGCUGCGGCGAGUACAUUGCGACGGGCAGUGAGCGGCACGAGGUGGUGCUGUACCACCGCUCGCUGCCGCAACCCGCAAUGCGGCUGGCGCUGGAUGGAAGACUGCCCGAAUCCGAGCGAGCCGGCGCUGCAGGCGCCUCCUCCUCCUCCACCCUGCUCGGGCCCCGCCCCCACCACCCCCCCGCCGCCGCCGCCCCCUCGCCCCCGCCCCCGGGUCACCACUUCGUCACCGCGCUGCAGUGGCGGCCGGGCAGUCCGCACCUGCUGGCCGCCAACAGCGCGGGGUUCGUGUGGCUGCUGGGACUGAGGCUGUGAGGGAGGUGGGGUCAGGGAGGGAGGUGGAGGGGGGGUAGAGGGGGAUAGAAAUAAGUAAACUAGGAAGGGACGUGGAGAAGGCGUAUGAGGCGGAGGGUAGGGUAAAGAGGAGACGGGGAGAGGGAGGGAGGGCGCGCAGGAAGGGAGGGAGGGAUGGGCUGUCGCGCGAGAGCCGCGGGGAGUGACGGCGGGUAGAGGACCGCAGGGUAGGCGAGGUGGUGGCUGCACUAGCUGCAAUGUGAGAGACGUGGCGUGUGCCGUACACGGUAGCAUGGUGCCGAGGGGAGGUAGGUAGGAGGAGCGGGGUGUGCCUGUCUGCCUGUCUGUGCGCCUCCUUGCAAAUCAACCCAAUCCGCAGUACGGAUACGAUGGAGAACCCAACCCGGUGUGUGCCUGUGUUGAGCGAUCUGCUGCUGCGAGUUGGGGGACGAGCGAGUUACUGCAUGCGGAGAAGAGCUAACGAAGUGUUAUAAGUUGUAAAAUGUUUAGCGCGGGGAUGGAAGUGUAGCUAGGAGGGAGGGUGAAGCUGCGGUCCUUACUUAGCUGGUAACCGGUGCUAGGUGGGAUGACAGUGCUGAGCUGGCAGCUGCUGCUGCUGUUGUAGCGCCGAGAGGUGUCUACAGGUGUAGUGAUGAGAGGGGCGCUGGAGGGGGAGGCUGGGUAUGCGGCGAUCCUUACCGUUACCGUUUGCAACUCACUCUUGUGUAGUACCGCCGUGUGAAGCAAAGAGCCAGGGUGAGCGAAUGCUGCCGAAUCACAUUGGCCUACUAGCAGGGUUGUAAUGCACUUUGCGGUUGGCAGCGGUUAGCAACAUGAUAUAUGCUUCAACGAGCAG
Molecule: messenger RNA, 5821 nt
Organism: Astrephomene gubernaculifera
Lineage: Eukaryota; Viridiplantae; Chlorophyta; Chlorophyceae; Chlamydomonadales; Astrephomenaceae
Source: the annotation of a GenBank genome assembly